Messenger RNA from Apaloderma vittatum (bar-tailed trogon), 2859 nucleotides. It is a transcript of the gene SH3TC2, whose product is annotated as SH3 domain and tetratricopeptide repeats 2. Gene Ontology annotation, cellular component: recycling endosome. The record is from RefSeq and is a predicted model, not a curated record. The transcript has 11 exons. Bases 1 to 2859 code for a protein of 952 amino acids. Lineage: Eukaryota; Metazoa; Chordata; Aves; Trogoniformes; Trogonidae. Gene Ontology annotation, molecular function: protein binding. Gene Ontology annotation, biological process: regulation of ERBB signaling pathway; regulation of intracellular protein transport.
AUGGGUGGCUGUUUUGGGACCCUCCGGCACAGUGACCGGGACCGAGACCGAGGCCGGGACCAGGACCGAGACCGGGGCCGAGAGCAGGACCGGGAACAGUCCCUGGGGCACACAGGUGAAAAAUGUGAGUCCCAGUGCCACCGCUCCCCCACGUUCCUGCACCGCUUGGGCCAACCAAAGAGCUCCAAAGCCCCACACCGGGUAAAAUGGUGUCGGAAGAAGACCAAGGCAGCAGAGAUUUCACUCUCCUUCUACAUUGAGAGCUGUUCUUCCCAGUGCCUCAAUUCCCAGCUCCAGGAAGCAGCCAGAACGAAGCUGUGGGCUCUGGAGAAUGACGAGAGAGAUGCCUGUGCUCUCUUCAAGGAGCUGUCAGCCACCUUGGUCUGUGUGCAAGCACAGAAGGAUCAGUUCCUCCUCACUUUCAACACCUUAGAAGAAGUCUGGAAGUUUUACACAUACCUGACAUUAGGAUACGUGGGCAACUGUCUGGAGCAGCUUCUCUUUGACCAGGUGUACUGGCUAAAUUGUGCCCUGGUGGAGGACACAAAGAUCAGAGUUACUGUGGAUGAAGCUCGCUUGGCCGGCAUAUAUAUGGAUCUGCUACUCCAGGAAGGUAACUUUUUUUCCAGAGCAGUGCCUGGUCUCUGGCAGCCUGAGCAGGAAAGAGAGGGAGACCUGCAGCUCUGCGAGAAUGACCUGAUCCAUGUAAAGAACAUUGGAAAGAAGUCCGAGUGGGAAGGGAUGUCCUUACUGACGGGUCACCAAGGUCUGGUGCCUCUGACAGCUGUAGAGCUAACACUUCACCCAUUUCACCAGUGGUUCCUGAAGAAUUAUGCUGUGGGAUUUGGCAUUUCCCAGGAGAUCAGUGGGAUGACCUCUCAGCCAAUUGUCAAAGGCAGAUGCACCGCCACAGUGGACCACAGAGGAGCGGCAUCUGAUGAACUGAGUUUCUCCAAAGGAGAUGGCAUAGAAGUCGUUGGUUUCUUCAUUCCAGGACUCCCAUGGUUUGUGGGCAAAUCCCUCAGCAGUGGGAGCAUCGGCUUUGUCCCAACACGAUACAUAAGGAUCGAGGCUUGCAAACCUCUGUCCAGGAGAAAUGUGUUUCUGAGUGAAGAAGAAAAAUUCUCUCUCCUACACAUCCCCUGCAAUGAUGACAAACAGCACUUCAUCACCCUCCUCAGUGACCUGGCAUGCACUGACAUCACCUCUGUGUACUGGCUGGAUGGCUCUGAACCUACGGCCAUAUUCCCAAAAGUGCCAUCAGAAGCUGUUCCCUGCGGCUGUAAAGAUAUCCAGCAGUUCCAGUCUUUGGAAGAAAUAAAUGACUUUGCUACGACUAGCACCUCCAAGCUGUCUACCCCAGGGAGUGAAUCAACCCCUGCUACAUUGGAAGAGACUAUUCUGAAGAAGGGGGAUGAUUUGGAUCAUCCCAAGUUCUUUAUUGACCUCAAUGCUGGAUACAUGGGAGAUGCUGAUGCCUUUGAACCCAUAUUGACCUUUCUUAACCAAGACGGUUACGUGUCUGCUUUUCAAAGCCUCUAUGAUCUCGGUUUUUCCUUUUUCACCUCCACUUUUCGUGGCUUCUCUGAUGAAGAUGAACUGGUCUUGUACCUCGAGACAUCCAGGAAGUGGGCCAUGAGGAAUCAUUUGGUUUGGGCUCAUGCUAGGCUCUGCUUUCUCUUGGGUAAGCUCUAUAUCAAAAAGGUCAAGUUCUCCAAGGCUCAAGUCUACUUUGAGGAAGCCAUGGCCAUCCUGGACAGGAGUUUUAGGGACCUGCGCCUGUUGGUUGCACUGCAUGUGAACCUUGCCUCCACGUACUUGAAACGGAACAUGAAGUACGAGUUCUCCUUCCUGCUGGGAAAAAUGGUGGCCUUGCUUGUCUGCUUGCCUGGCCACCCUUUCAGCUCUGAAAAUGAGGUGGAAGCCAUGAUGUACGUCCUGAGGGAAGCCAUUGCUGUGGGUAAUGCUCUCUUGGAAGCACGGGUCUGCUUCCUUAUUGUCAAGCUCUUCCUCCAACUCGGCAAAAACGAUAAAGUGCUGCCCUUUGCCGAGCAUCUUCAAUGGCUCACCACCGCUUUACUUAGCCGAGACGCUAGUUCUGUGCCAUUGGAUGCCAGACCCAUCUUGAGCUAUCUGUACAACAAGAAGGAUUUGCCAAAUAUUGCACUGGCCUCUGCCAGAUUGUUUGUUCCCAGGAGCACCAAGGAGGCACCAACACUAAUUUGGAGAGCCGGCUUAAUCCUCCAGAAUGCUUCCAAACUCCUGGGAAGCCAGCUGGAGAGGAACAGCAUCCCAGCUCUGGCUUGUUUCUAUCUCAUUCAAGCACUGCAUUUCUCCUGCGAGAGCACAGUUGUGCGCAUCCAGAGGACACUGUAUGCCAUCUUGUCCAAGAUGUACCUCCAGCAUGGUUUGUUGGACAUGGCGCUUUGUUGUGCGGACAGGGCCGUAACCCUCAGCAGACUGAUGGGCGAAGAACAAGUUUUUGAGUCUUCCAUCUUUUUAGGAUGGGUGUAUCUCCUGCACAGCCAGCCAGGCCCAGCUGCAGACAUCCUGUGGCAGCUCUCGCUCUCUCUGCUCGGGAAGGACAGCGCGACUCAGAGCGGAGCUGUGCACAAUCUCCUGGCCAUUGCCCUCAAAGGAGUAGGGCAGGUGCAAAAGGCUGCAGAGAACUACCUCCGAGCCCUGCACAAAGCCGAGGAGACAGGGAACAAGAGGAACCAGGCUAUCGCCCUGGCUAACCUGGAACAGCUGAACCUCUCACACGGAGCAAACCAUCUGUCUGAGCUCUACCUGCUCCAGUCGACUCAGCUCUGCGCUGAGCUUCAGGGCAGCAAAUACCCAGAGAUGGAGCUGGCGUAG